This is a messenger RNA of Didymodactylos carnosus, 393 nucleotides long. NCBI's taxonomy places the organism in Eukaryota, Metazoa, Rotifera, Eurotatoria, Philodinida, Philodinidae. The record is from the annotation of a GenBank genome assembly.
AUGGGUCAAGAGGCAAGUACCGAUAAAUUAGAAAGUAAUGAUAUUCUUCGUAUGAUGAAAAAAUUUGGUAAACUAGAUGCUGAUAAAUCCGGAGCUUUAAGUGCCGAAGAAUUUAUGAGUAUUAAUGAAUUAAAAUCAAAUCCACUGGUUGAACGUGUUAUUGAUGUAUUUGAUAUAGAUGGCAAUGGAGAAGUGGACUUUAAUGAAUUUAUAACGGGUAUGCAUUCUUUUGCGUCGAGAGGUGAAACAAAUCAAAAACUAAAGUUUGCUUUUAAUAUCUAUGAUAUUGAUAAAGAUGGAUAUAUUACAAACGCUGAUCCAGCUAAAUUACAAGUGUUAGGAAAACGGCGUGGACGUCCAAAAAAGGCAGGAAAAGCAUUAAGUCGAUCAUAA